Messenger RNA from Octodon degus (degu), 1193 nucleotides. It is a transcript of the gene Sap30, whose product is annotated as Sin3A associated protein 30. Lineage: Eukaryota; Metazoa; Chordata; Mammalia; Rodentia; Octodontidae. Gene Ontology annotation, molecular function: transcription coregulator activity; protein binding. The transcript is spliced from 5 exons. The record is from RefSeq and is a predicted model, not a curated record. Gene Ontology annotation, biological process: regulation of DNA-templated transcription. Gene Ontology annotation, cellular component: histone deacetylase complex. Bases 323 to 988 code for a protein of 221 amino acids.
CUCGCUUGCGCAGGUCCUGGAGACUAAGGGGAGGCGGAGGCGCAGAGCUUCAAGUGCUGAAGUCUCCAUGUGACAGUGAGCCGGGUCCUCUCGCUGGGCAACGCUCGACUCUCGGUCGCAGCCACAAGAACCGUGCACUGCUCCAGCUCCUACACAGACCUACAGGCCGGGCACACAAGGUGUUCCGCUGUGCUGCCGCCAAACUUAGGGUACAGUUUGAGUCGCCGCCACCGGGAGGGUUCCGGGGGACCUGGCGGAGAGAGGCGGAGCGGCGAGGCGAGCGGGGAUUUCUGCCGGCGCCGGCGCUCCUGAGUAGUAAGGCAUGAACGGCUUCACGCCGGAGGACAUGAGCCGCGGCGGGGACGCGGCCGCCGCCGUGGCCGCAGUGGUUGCAGCUGCAGCCGCUGCCGCCGCCUCUGCUGGAAACGGGAACGCGGCGGGCACCGGGACCGAGACUCCGGGCACCGGGGCAGUCUCGGCGGCGGGUUCCCCGGGAGCGGCGGGGCCGGGCCCCGGGCAGCUGUGCUGUUUGCGAGAGGACGGAGAGCGGUGCAGCCGGGUGGCGGGCAAUGCCAGCUUCAGCAAGAGGAUCCAGAAGAGCAUCUCGCAGAAGAAGGUGAAGAUCGAGAUGGACAAGAGCGCAAGGCAUCUUUACAUUUGUGAUUAUCAUAAAAACUUAAUUCAGAGUGUUCGCAACAGAAGAAAGAGAAAGGGGAGUGAUGACGAUGGCGGUGACUCACCUGUUCAAGAUAUCGAUACUCCAGAGGUUGAUUUAUACCAAUUACAAGUAAAUACACUUAGGAGAUACAAAAGACACUUCAAGCUACCAACCAGACCAGGACUUAAUAAAGCACAACUUGUUGAGAUAGUUGGUUGCCACUUUAGGUCUAUUCCAGUGAAUGAAAAAGACACCUUAACUUAUUUCAUCUACUCAGUGAAGAAUGACAAGAGCAAGUCAGAUCUCAAGGUUGAUAGUGGUGUUCACUAGGGGGUGACACAGAGACUGACCCUUGGAUGUUCAGAUGUUGAGACUGUUUACUGGUUUUCACAUGUAGAAGUGUUCCUUGUGUAUUUUUUCUACAGAGGAUUUUCUCUGGUUUUAUUUUCUUUGUUUCUGACCCUAAUUAGUUGGAAACUCGUGUACAAUGAGCUUCCUAGAUUAAGAAUAUUUUAAAUAAAGCUUAUUGCUAUUA